AUGCAUUUACUCUACCACACAGGUAUUAAGCUAAGGAGCAGAGGUGACGACAUUUUCCUUGCUAAGGACCAAGUGAAAGUUGACGAGAAACAUUUCGCAGUUGGUGCGACUUGUAGAACGCACAAGGGCUCUUUAGUUUCCUUUGAAAAAUACAACGGCAUUCCGGUUGCCCUUAAAGAGUCAGCUGUCGCCGUCUCGAGAGGUACCAAACGUUCUGCACAAAAGGAAGCAGAACUCUUUAAACAGCUUGAUCACCAAAAUGUCAUAAAAUUCUAUGGCAUAGAGAAAUCCAGGAACAUGCUUGCAUAUAAAUUGAUGGAAAAAAGGGUAACCAUCGAUGGAGAAGUGAUACCUGUAUACGACGUAAGGAUGUUGCUCGAUGAGAUGGAGGACAACAUUCCUCUCUAUAUUACCCGUAGCGGAGCUGAAGGAUUAUCAUGCUUACAUUACAAAAAUAUCAUCCACAGAGAUGUAAAAGCAGCCACCUCCUUUAUCUCUGGGGGACCAGAUAACUCGGAAUGGAUUAUAAAGAUCGGCGAUUCUGGGGAAGCAAACAACAUUAAGCUUGAUACUAUCGCCACCGGGAUUUGGAGCAUGUUGAUGAGGUCUCAUAAAGCAAUCCAGUCACCCCAUUCACCGUCCAUGGCCAUUCUUCUCAGAUAA
This is a messenger RNA of Orbicella faveolata, 663 nucleotides long. RefSeq names its product putative serine/threonine-protein kinase DDB_G0280461. Gene Ontology annotation, biological process: protein phosphorylation; signal transduction. NCBI's taxonomy places the organism in Eukaryota, Metazoa, Cnidaria, Anthozoa, Scleractinia, Merulinidae. The record is from RefSeq and is a predicted model, not a curated record. Gene Ontology annotation, cellular component: cytoplasm. Gene Ontology annotation, molecular function: ATP binding; protein kinase activity.